AUGCCGUGCAAGGAGUGGAGUCUGAGUUGUUUGAAGAGUCAAUUCGACACUCUCCCGGGAUGGGGUAAAGCUGCGGUUGGAGUGGCGGCAGGCCUUGUGCUCUACAUUCCUUACAAAUACCUCACGACUCGACCCCGAAAAAGCCCAUAUAAAGAGGAUUAUAAGCCAGGCGUGGUCUACUUGUAUCAAUUCUAUCGAACUUCAGCCACUCCAAACGUUUCAAAUUAUUGCCUCAAACUUGAGACAUGGCUCAGAAUGGCGGAUAUACAUUACGAGAUCGUGCCCGCCCCAAUCUUUCUCCGGUCAAAAGAAGGUACAAUGCCAUUCGUCGAAUUGGACGGAAUCGAAUAUUAUGAUUCAGCGUUCACUAUUUCCAAUCUGACGUCAGCCCUCAACAAGAGUAGCCUCGAGGAUCAUCUCACCGACGAGCAGAAAGCCGUUUCGAGGGCCUUCGAGAAAAUGACUGAGAACUCCUUCAACAUCUCCCACAUUCCGCUACGAUUGGAGCAUAUUGGAGAGAUUAUCGCCACUUUGCCAAAUAUUUUCGGUUUUUUGCGUCCACUCGUCGGUGUGAUCGCCUCGAGAGAUGUGUCGACCAGGUACAAAGCCGUCCUCGCCGCCUCCGCCUAUGGAAAGCACACAAGAGAAGAAACGAUCAUAAUCGGAUGCGAUGACUUGAAAGCGAUCUCGACCUAUCUCGGAAACAAGCAUUUCUUCACCGGAUUCAAGCCGACAAGGAUUGACGCAUGUUUGUUCGGUUUCUUGUCGCAAAUCGUCUACGCUCCCUAUCCAAACGAGCACACGAAAUACAUUCAAGAAAACGCUCACAAUUUGAUCGACUAUGUGAAUCGAAUCAAAGCAAGAUUCUGGCCUGAUUGGGAGGAAUGCACAAAGAAUUUCUCGACAACAACCAAAAAACCCGUCGAACCGGUGAUCCUUGACGAGAAAUCGAAAUACACUCUUUAUGAAGAAGCUGAUGAAGAAACGACAACGCACAAGGAUAGUGAUUAUGAUGGAAUCCCGGAUUUCGACGAGGGUCUAUACACGAAUGUUUUCCAAGGCGCUGGCGGAAGUCUCUUCACGAAUCAAUCCAAAUUCUCGUGUCCGAAGAUUAAACCCGAUUUGCAUACCGGUGACACAAUAGCCACCCUUUCGCCCGAGGACAUUGAGAUCAUUGCGGCGAUGGGUGGAUCCAUUGCAGCUGGUCGCGGUCUCUGGGAUCCUCCGCAAAUCGAAUUCCGGGGCGCUUCGUUCGCGAUUGGUGGAGACGCGAGUAUCGAUGGAUUAUUGACGAUACCAAAUAUUCUCCUCCAAUUCAACGGCCAUCUCCAGGGUUUCAACGUGGCUGAGAGUGGAGCGAUGACUGAAGAUCUUCCACAACAGGCUCACGAGGUGGUGGGACGUCUUCGCGGACAAAUGCCUCUAUCAGUUCUCUCGAAGCGCUGGGUUUUGUUGAUCAUACAAAUUGGCACCGAAGAGAUGUGUUCCUGCCAUCAACCGUCGAUGUCAGCCAUGCGACAUACUCUGGGGAUUUUAAGAAAAGGAAUCCCGCGCUGUCUUGUGGUGAUCGUCGGCCCAAUUCACAUCGCCUCCUCCUACUCGCAGAACGUCAAUAUUCUUAAGGGAGACGCUUGCAAAUGCCUGAACACGAUCACCAAAAGCGAGUACGUAAGUUUGGUGAAAGAGUGGCACGAUCUCUUUCACACUGUCCAGGAUGAGAUAAACAACCUAAAAUAUCCGACUUUCGGCGUAUUGGCGAUGACUCAACUGAAUAUCCAUUCAAGGGAUCCGAAAUCGUUGAUCGUCGAAGGGUUGCCGCUAUUGAAUCGAAAAGGCCACACUUAUGCUGCGCAAUAUGUCUGGAAUCGUUUAAUGAUGGGCCCAAAAUUCGACGUCUCCGAGGCGGUUUUCUCAAGAGAUGGAUACUAUUGCCCGUCAAUUGGAUGUCCAUAUUUUCGAACACCGCUCAAUUUCAACAGUUGCACGAUCACCACCGAGUUCGAGUUUCAACAGUUUUUGGCCGCUCUACCAGCACCGGUCACAAUGCGACCGACGAGAGUGGAAGCCAUGCAGAAACACCUCGGCACAAUCAUCAUCGUCGUCGUGUUGCUUUGCUUUUUGUCUGUCACAACCCUCGGCACAGUCUUCUAUUGCCACGGUCUCAAAGCAACAAAGGGACGUUUCGAGAGUGUUCAAGGAGUA
Molecule: messenger RNA, 2202 nt
Organism: Mesorhabditis belari
Lineage: Eukaryota; Metazoa; Nematoda; Chromadorea; Rhabditida; Rhabditidae
Source: the annotation of a GenBank genome assembly